AUGGCGGCCACUCAAGUCUGUCCCGUCGUGGGAACAACCAACACCGUCCUCCCUCCCAAACACCCCGACUUCGACAUUAACCAGCCUGGUCAAGUUUGUCCAGUGACCAAGGCGACAACCGACCAUCACCAUAACCUUUCGAAGCAUCCGGGAAUCUUCGACUCGUCCUCCGACCUCUCGAAUGCGGAUAACUGCCCUGCUUUGACCAAGAUCGUCAGCCGACCCGAGCAGCAGGCUAUGGACGAGGCCAUCUGCCCUGUGGUUGGCACUGUCUCCAGUGUCUUGCCCCCCAACCACCCGUCUACGAAGGAGGCAAAGGAAGGGGAUCAGAAGGAUGGCACAGGCUGUACACCCGAGAAGACAUGCCUCGUCUUAUGUUCACAGAAUGCGCUCCUUGCCGUGGUUGUGUCGGUCUCGGUGGUCGAUUCAGUACUUUUGGGCUAUCACAGCUCCUUGAUGGGCAGUCUCAAAGUGAUGCCAACACAUAACAAGUACUUCAAGCUGACUAUUGCGACCAACUCCUUGAACACGGCAAUUUCAUACGUUGGAGGGUCCUGCGCUGCCCUCGUCGCAGGAUUCGUUGUUGCGUGGUUAGGGAGAUGGAAAACUAUCAUGCAUUCUUGUAUUCUCCCGCUGAUCGGACCUACUAUUCAGGCCGCCGCACAGAAAACCGGGAUGUUCAUCGGGGGUCGGUUCGUUGUCGGCAUCGGGCUCGGACUCGCCCAAACCGCAUGUCCAACCUACGUGGCCGAGACUGCUCCUCCACAGCACAGAGCGGUGGCAUUGGGCUUAUACUACGCUUCUUGGGGUGUCGGCACGGCUUGUUGCAUCUGGAGUCUGCUACUCGACGCAACACUAUUCCUUCACGUGGGCAUGGAGAACGCCCAGCUCGGUCCAGAUUGUGCCGAGCAUUCUCUGCAUGCCCUGGAGGUGCUCGCAGCCAUCAAUGCCAAUGGCGAUAAAGAGUCACCGGUCGUUCUGGUCCAAUACCGCGAGAUCACAGAUACAAUCGCGUGGGAGAAGAGCCAGCAAUUGUCCUGGGAGCAGGCGUUAAGCGCCAAGGGCAAUCGCAAGCGCAUCGUCAUUACUUCGACAUUCCCCAUCAUCGUCAUGUUACCAGGAACCAACAUCAUCACCUUCUACUUUGGCGACAUGCUCUCGCAGGCGGGAAUCACCAAUCCGACAACUCAGCUGGAAAUCAACAUCAUCCUCACCUGCUCGACCUUGGCCGUCUCACUCCUCGGGAAAAAGACUCUUUGCUUAAUCAGUCUGGCUGGCCAGAUCGUAACGUUCUAUAUUCUCGCCGGACUGACUGCCCUCUACGGUGACUCCUCGAAUAAGUCAGGCAUCUAUGGCACUAUUGCAAUGAUAUUCCUCUACAGUGCAGCCUAUGCUUACAUCUUCACGCCACUCACAGUGCUGUAUCCGCCUGAAGUCCUCUCGUACUCCUUGCGUUCCGUCGGCAUGGGCUUGUACACCCUCACGACGAAACUACGACGGUUAUUGGUGACUAUGGCAUUUCCUUUCGCCCUCAACGCCAUAGGUUGGAAGACCUACAUCAUCAAUGCGAGUGCCGACAUUGUCAUGCCGGCCGGCGUGAUGUGGUACUGGGUGGAAACCAGGGGACGCACGCUCGAGGAAACCGAUAAGUUGUUUGAUGGGGGAGAACAUUCUGAUGUCCCCGGACUUGAAGGCCGUGCAGACGGGGAAGUCGAAGUGGGAAACGAGCUGUUGAAGAAUGUAGCCAGUAGAGUGGAGAAUCAAGACGUGGUGAUCACGAAGGAGUAA
Molecule: messenger RNA, 1788 nt
Organism: Cladophialophora yegresii CBS 114405
Lineage: Eukaryota; Fungi; Ascomycota; Eurotiomycetes; Chaetothyriales; Herpotrichiellaceae
Exons: 6
Coding region: 1-1788 (595 amino acids)
Biological process (GO): transmembrane transport; carbohydrate transport
Cellular component (GO): membrane
Molecular function (GO): carbohydrate:proton symporter activity
Source: RefSeq, a predicted model, not a curated record